GGGUGGGGGGGAUUGACCGGGUCCGCUUAAAGGGGGAGGCUCCGGGAGGUUUUCUCUUCUCCCGGCGGCGGGGAGCGGGGCUGAGCGGCGCCGGGGCAGGGAAGCGGCCGGAGGGAGCCCCCGGCAGCGCCGAUAAAUGGGGCGGGGGGGCCAGGGCAGGCGGCGGCGGCCCGGCGCUGGCGAGGAGCGACGGAGCGCGCUGCAAUGGCAGGAGCGGGGCUCGGCGGGAUCCCGCUGAGGAGGAGGAGGAGGAGGAGGAGGAGGAAGAGCAGCGGCGGCGGCGGCGGCGGCGGCGCUCCCCGAGGCGGGAUGCGGCCAGCGUGGGUCGGUGGCUGCGCAGCCCCCGCAGGUUGGAGGAGGGUUUAAAAGGCAGGUGUGCCGGAGGCCGCUCGCCAUGUCCAGAUCCGGGGACAGGACCUCCACCUUCGACCCCAGCCACAGCGACAACCUGCUGCACGGCCUCAACCUGCUGUGGAGGAAGCAGCUCUUCUGCGACGUGACCCUGACGGCCCAGGGCCAGCAGUUCCACUGCCACAAGGCCGUGCUGGCCUCCUGCUCCCAGUACUUCCGAUCCCUCUUCUCCAGCGGCGGCGGGACCGGCGGCCACCCGCACGCCCUGGGGCUAGGGCCCGGCGCCCAGGACGGGCUCGGGGGUCCGCCGAAGGAGCCGCCGCCGCAGCCGCAGGAGGAGCCCGGCACCCCGUCGUCCUCCCCCGAGGACAAGCUGCUGGCCAGCCCGCGGGCCAUCAACAACCUGGUGCUGCAGGGCUGCUCGUCCAUCGGGCUGCGGCUGGUGCUGGAGUACCUGUACACGGCCAACGUGACCCUGUCGCUGGACACGGUGGAGGAGGUGCUGUCGGUCAGCAAGAUCCUGCACAUCCCGCAGGUCACCAAGCUGUGCGUGCAGUUCCUCAACGACCAGAUCUCGGUGCAGAACUACAAGCAGGUGUGCAAGAUCGCCGCCCUGCACGGCCUGGAGGAGACCAAGAAGCUGGCCAACAAGUACCUGGUGGAGGACGUGCUGCUGCUCAACUUCGAGGAGAUGCGCGCCCUGCUCGACUCGCUGCCCCCCCCCGUCGAGUCGGAGCUGGCGCUCUUCCAGAUGUCCGUGCUGUGGCUGGAGCACGACCGGGAGACCCGCAUGCAGUACGCCCCGGACCUGAUGAAGCGCCUCCGCUUCGCCCUCAUCCCCGCGCCGGAGCUGGUGGAGCGGGUCCAGUCGGUGGACUUCAUGCGCACCGACCCCGUCUGCCAGAAGCUGCUGCUGGACGCCAUGAACUACCACCUGAUGCCCUUCAGGCAGCACUGCCGGCAGAGCCUGGCCAGCAGAAUUCGUUCCAAUAAGAAAAUGCUGUUAUUGGUUGGAGGAUUGCCUCCCGGACCUGACCGGCUACCCAGCAAUUUGGUUCAGUAUUAUGAUGAUGAAAAGAAGACGUGGAAAAUACUGACAAUUAUGCCAUACAACAGUGCCCAUCAUUGUGUUGUGGAAGUGGAAAACUUCUUGUUUGUGCUUGGAGGAGAAGACCAAUGGAACCCUAAUGGAAAACACAGUACAAACUUUGUUAGCCGAUACGAUCCCAGGUUUAACAGCUGGAUACAACUUCCACCCAUGCAAGAGAGGAGAGCAAGUUUCUAUGCCUGCCGCCUGGACAAGAACUUAUAUGUAAUUGGUGGACGAAAUGAAACUGGCUAUUUGUCCAGUGUGGAAUGCUAUAACCUGGAGACAAAUGAAUGGCGUUACGUGUCUUCCUUACCACAACCUUUGGCAGCCCAUGCAGGAGCUGUUCACAAUGGCAAGAUAUACAUUUCAGGAGGUGUUCAUAAUGGAGAGUAUGUUCCCUGGCUGUACUGCUAUGACCCUGUGAUGGACGUCUGGGCCCGAAAACAGGACAUGAACACAAAGCGAGCAAUCCACACUUUGGCUGUGAUGAAUGAUCGACUGUAUGCAAUUGGAGGAAACCAUUUGAAAGGUUUCUCUCAUCUCGACGUAAUGCUUGUGGAAUGCUACGAUCCAAAAGGCGACCAGUGGAAUAUACUCCAGACUCCUAUUCUGGAGGGCCGCAGUGGCCCUGGCUGCGCAGUCCUUGAUGACAGUAUUUACCUUGUAGGAGGCUACAGCUGGAGUAUGGGGGCCUACAAAUCUUCCACUAUUUGCUAUAGUCCUGAGAAAGGGACUUGGACAGAACUAGAAGGAGAUGUUGCUGAGCCACUUGCAGGUCCCGCUUGUUCAACUGUCAUACUGCCAGCCUGCGUACCGUACAACAAGUGAUAGUCAAGGAGCACUGACAUGAACACUGAUAGCAUUUGGGAAAAUAAUGACGGGUGACGUAAAUAUUUUAUUAGAACAGGAUUCCUGUUAAAACAAAGCUACCAUAAUUGACCCCUUAGCCCAUACUUAUGCUUUAGGAGCAAAGUAAAAGAACAAAAACGAAGUGUUGUCCCAUCUCAGAUAGAUGCCGGUGUCUUAUGAAGCAAGUAGCUAAAACACACCGAAUAUUACAUGCUGACAGACUGCCAUUUCAGACUGAUUUUAACUUUUUCCUGCUGCAGAAAGAUUCCUCACAUCAAAUUUAACUUCAAAAAAAAUGAAGGCUACAUGUUCAAACGCAGCCUGAAGAGACAAGAUCAGUAUUGUGCAUUGUAUCUACCUGCAUGUGAUCUGUGUUGAAGUCAUGAGGAUGUUGUUGUCAUGAAUGCUUCAGAAUUCAGAUAGUGAAAAGCUCGCUCUGCAUUGCAGAAUUGUCUCCUCCUCUGUAAUCCUAACCUACAGCUACUUCACAUGCUCUGCAAGCAACCCAAGAUCAGAAGAUGGUAAAAGGUAAAGAAAUACCAUUCAGUUUUUGCACAGCUUGGCAUCUAAUACACUCCGCCUUCAAAGUCCCACACAUGUAAGUGUAGCAAAGAGUGGACUACAACGAAAUCCAUGUUUCACAGAGCACUUCUUGCAAUAGCAGUUUGGGGAUUAGGAUCAAAUUCUUCUAGUCACACUUAUGUAAUGUCAUAGUAGUUUCACCAAAAUUUGGUCCUACACCAUAAAUUCUGGGUUCCUACAGUAAGUUAUUUGUAUGACCAUUUAAUGAAGCACCAGAACCCUUCCUUACUUUUCACUCACCUGUUAGGUAGAGGCAUAUGUGCUAGUUGCUUCCAAAGACAAGAAGGCUGCACUUAACUGUAAAUCUAUUACUUUGGACUCUUAAAGGAUUGCACAGAAUUUUGGAGAGACACUAAGAAGUAGUUAAAGUGCUCCUGUGUGAUUGAUCUUAAAAUGUAGUGUGAAAGAUUUUUAAUACUGAUCCAAAGUAAUACGAGGCUAGACUUUCCACUGCCUUACAGCUUGUGUAAUUAUUUACACAAUGCAAAGUGAGUUCAGAAUGCUACCAGGUGGGACCGAUUGCAUUUAGGAUUCGCUUUAUGAGCUCAUAGUUGCUUGCACAAAUCAGGCUGUCCAUGUUUUAAGCUUACGUCUUUCUGUGCUGGCAUUGCAGAAGCAGUGACAAAAUCUGAAGCCUGAUUCAUCACCACCUUGUAUUUAACAUAGUCGUCUACACUCCAGCAAAGUAUAUGCAGAAUUCUUCCAUUGUGGUUUCCUUGUGCUGCAUUCAUUACCCUCAGGACCAUCUUUUUUUGCUGGAGUCAUUGCUCCAUUGAAGCCAACGAGCUUCAGUGUACUUCUGGCUUAUGUCAGCUAAGAGUCAGGCCUUUAAUUUGCUUAGUUGUAACUGGCUGCACCAGGUAAAAGGCACGGCAGAAUCAGAGCCUGCAUUUUCAAGCUUGCGCAUAUCUUUUAUGAUAGGACUUAAUGCUAGUGCAUUAAGCAAGGAGCAGAAGACUACUGGAGGUUGGUUUCUACUGCAGAGGCAAUAGAUGGGAGGAAGAAUUCAUUAUUUGCUUUGCAAAAUAGAAAGAGGACGAAUGUACUCAGAAAUUACACUAUAUAUUGAAGCUUGAGAGCAAUAUAAAUAAUGGAGAGCAAAUACCAUGGGACUGUUUCUCCCUGGCAUCAGUCCAGUUUUAUUGCAGUACAAGUCCUGUGCUUGCAGCAGAAUUACACAGUUAUAAAAUUGGAGUAAUGCAGUAAAGACUGAUACCAUACAAAUGCAAUAAACCAAUUGAUGGGGUAGCUGCACGCUUGGAAAAAAAAAAUGUUUUUAAAAAAUAAUCAUCUGAAGAUGCUAAUAUUUGAAUGUGUCGUUGGGGAGUUUUCCAGUGAGCAUCACUAAGGAACUCAUAAAGGUGGAGUGUAUAUCCUGAAAUCUCAAUCCAUUUCUACUAUAUAGUGCAAUCUUAGUUGGUUUUGUAUUUAUUUAUAUUGUUCAGAUCCAAGGGAUCCCUUGUAAAAUAUAUUUGGUGCAAUCAUGACUUUUUUUUUCCUGUUGAAAGUAUAUAAAUAUAAAUAUAUAUAAAAAGGAAACUGUUAAGAUACUAAAUGAGGAAACUUCGACUGACAUUUAAGAUCAGGAUAAGGUCUGCCAUUGAACACUGUCACUCGUCUCUACUAAAACGUACCAUUUUUAAAGGAUAUUUGUUGUCCUUUUAAGUGGUUCUUUUUUUUACCAAGAUAAUUUAAAGAUUUAUGAGGACUGUAUGUAAAUCUUUCUAUCUUUCAGGAAGGCAUGACCAAGGAAAGUGCAAACUGAAUAAGUCACACAAAGAAUGUAAAUUUUGUACAGUAUUAGGCUGUGUAAAUGAAGCUUGCUCGUAGGGGGAAAACUUUAAAUAAAACUUUAUGUACUAAUUCAACUGUCUGCCAUAUUCCUACUUACAAAGUGUAUGUAUAAAUAAUAUCUACAUUAAAUUCUUUGGAACUUUUUUUAUCAUG
This is a messenger RNA of Oxyura jamaicensis (ruddy duck), 4819 nucleotides long. RefSeq names its product kelch like family member 14 (gene KLHL14). The record is from RefSeq and is a predicted model, not a curated record. Gene Ontology annotation, molecular function: protein binding. NCBI's taxonomy places the organism in Eukaryota, Metazoa, Chordata, Aves, Anseriformes, Anatidae.